GACCACCUUAAUGUCUAUCCAAGUGCGCAUGCUCGUGUCGAGGCCAUAAAAAGGCGGACAACGUGGUAUUGAAUCGCAGUCGGUUACGCGGAAAGCCUACGGUACGUCGCAACACGCCAUGGCUCGUACCAAGCAGACCGCCCGCAAGUCUACCGGCGGAAAGGCACCUCGCAAGCAACUGGCAACGAAGGCCGCCCGUAAGGCAGCACCUGCCACUGGUGGCGUCAAAAAACCGCAUCGCUACAGACCUGGCACAGUGGCUCUGCGUGAAAUUCGGCGAUACCAGAAGUCCACCGAGAUGCUUAUCCGCAAGCUACCCUUUCAGCGGUUGGUUCGUGAAGUAGCGCAAGACUUCAAGACCGACCUGCGGUUUCAAAGUUCUGCCGUGCAGGCCUUGCAGGAAGCCUGCGAAGCGUACCUUGUGGGCCUCUUCGAAGACUCCAACUUGUGUGCGAUUCACGCUAAGCGCGUCACUAUAAUGCCGAAAGAUAUACAACUAGCACGACGCAUACGCGGCGAACGUGCCUACUGGACCGUCUGGAAGAAAGACCUCGACCUGUACGCAACGGCAACGAAGCUGAAAGAACAAGCAAAGGAGGUUCAAACGGCAACAUUCCUAAUGGCAAUCGGUGAAGAGGCAAGGCGAUCUUUCUACACUUUCACGUUUGAGAAUGACGACGACAAGCAGGACAUUAAGAUUCUCACCGAAAAGUUCGAGGCGCACUUCAAGCCAACAACCAACCUGACAUUCAAUGAAUUUCGCUUUGUCUCCAGGAAUCGGCAAGAGGGAUUUGAGGAUGUCUUUCAGGGCCUAGGAGAACUCAAGGGCGUGGCCUACCACAUACAGCUGAAGCCCGGUGCUCAAGACGACCAGCUACGAAGCAUCCGGGAGUCAACCAAGAACGACGCACUUAUGUCGCAGUUGCUUUGUUAUACCAAAACAGACUGGCCCGAGACAAGGCUGCAAGUACCGGAUGCCCUGCGAGUCUUUUGGGCCUACCGCGAUGAGCUGCAUACCGAGGACGGUCUGCUGCUUUGGAGCAACAAGUUAAUCAUCCCGCCAGCCAAGCGCCGGGAAGUCCUCCACUUACUACACGCAGCCCAUGGCGGACAAGAAAAAAAUGACGGCAAGGGACCGACAGGGAAGAUGUGGCAGAAGGCAUCGUCAUCCGCACACGCGCACAAGACGGCUACUGCGCAUGCCUCAGCCCAAGAGCGCAAGUCGGUUACGCGGAAAGCCUACGGUACGUCGCAACACGCCAUGGCUCGUACCAAGCAGACCGCCCGCAAGUCUACCGGCGGAAAGGCACCUCGCAAGCAACUGGCAACGAAGGCCGCCCGUAAGGCAGCACCUGCCACUGGUGGCGUCAAAAAACCGCAUCGCUACAGACCUGGCACAGUGGCUCUGCGUGAAAUUCGGCGAUACCAGAAGUCCACCGAGAUGCUUAUCCGCAAGCUACCCUUUCAGCGGUUGGUUCGUGAAGUAGCGCAAGACUUCAAGACCGACCUGCGGUUUCAAAGUUCUGCCGUGCAGGCCUUGCAGGAAGCCUGCGAAGCGUACCUUGUGGGCCUCUUCGAAGACUCCAACUUGUGUGCGAUUCACGCUAAGCGCGUCACUAUAAUGCCGAAAGAUAUACAACUAGCACGACGCAUACGCGGCGAACGUGCCUAGCCGCUUUCCAGCCUUCC
Molecule: messenger RNA, 1689 nt
Organism: Dermacentor silvarum
Lineage: Eukaryota; Metazoa; Arthropoda; Arachnida; Ixodida; Ixodidae
Exons: 8
Coding region: 119-1672 (517 amino acids)
Cellular component (GO): nucleosome
Molecular function (GO): DNA binding; protein heterodimerization activity; structural constituent of chromatin
Source: RefSeq, a predicted model, not a curated record